AUGAGCGGUCGUGUUCUAUUCUCCUCAUUUGACGUCACGAAACAGGUCUUCUAUCGGAGUGCGAAGACCUUUGCCAUGGUGAACAUUAAUCCAAUUGUUCCAGGACAUGUUCUUGUCGUUCCCGACCGAAUCGUCCCACGCCUCAAAGAUUUAAGUGGAGAAGAGAUCGCAGAUAUCUUCCUAACAGCAAACACUGUCGGCCAAGUUGUUGAAAGGGAGUACGAUGCUGAGUCUUUAACGAUUGCGGUCCAGGAUGGGCCAGCCGCGGGACAGACUGUUCCACACGUUCAUGUCCACAUUCUCCCCAGGAAGUUUACCGAUUUCGGCGGAAGGAACGAUGAGGUAUAUCCAGCAAUAGAGUACUCAGAACAGGAACUUGCUUCCAUGAUUGGGCAAUCAAAGCCCGAGAGACGAGCACAACCUCUGGCCGUAGACGCGAGAAACUCGCAACAACCACGAACCGCAGAGGAUAUGGAAAAGGAAGCGAAGAAGCUGUCGAAUCUCUUCAGCUGGUAA
Molecule: messenger RNA, 516 nt
Organism: Cantharellus anzutake
Lineage: Eukaryota; Fungi; Basidiomycota; Agaricomycetes; Cantharellales; Hydnaceae
Product: HIT-like protein
Exons: 5
Coding region: 1-516 (171 amino acids)
Molecular function (GO): catalytic activity
Source: RefSeq, a predicted model, not a curated record